AUGACGCGAUUCUGGUGGGAUAAUAAUGAGAAUGAGAAAAAGAUGGCAUGGGUCGCUUGGGAAAGGAUAGCGAAACCAAAAUCUGUUGGUGGGCUGGGUCUCCGCGACUUUCAGAAGUUUAACGACGCCUUACUUGCCAAGAUUGGAUGGAGGAUGAUCCAGAAACCAGACAGCCUGCUCUGUAAAACGCUGUCACUACAAGAAAACACAAGAUUAACGAUGAAAAUUAACGAGGAAAACUGGUCCUCUGUGUUGGGUAAGUACUGUCCUGGAGGCUCCAUCCUCACCGCCACAGAAGCAUCAGUCAUGUCACAUGGAUGGCGUAGUGUGCUGCUUGGCCGAGACCUUCUUCUGAAAAACCUGGGUUGGGCAGUCGGAGAUGGAAAAUCUAUCAAUGUGUGGCGUGACCCUUGGCUCUCCAUGAGCAAACAAGCAAGACCAAUGGGACCCCCGGGAGAGCAAGCAGUGGAUCUCACGGUAGCAGACCUGAUGGUACCAGGGGGGCAGCAAUGA
Messenger RNA from Brassica rapa (field mustard), 513 nucleotides. RefSeq lists its product as uncharacterized. The record is from RefSeq and is a predicted model, not a curated record. Lineage: Eukaryota; Viridiplantae; Streptophyta; Magnoliopsida; Brassicales; Brassicaceae.